AUGAAAUUAAAAAUUGGAACCCUGGGAUUGCCAAACGUCGGGAAAUCAACCCUCUUUAAUGCCAUGGCCCAACAAUCCAUUGCGCAGGCGGCCAAUUUUCCUUUUUGUACCAUUGAUCCGAACGUGACACCGAUUGCCAUGCCCGAUUUAUAUUUGGAGGAGUUGGGCAAACUUGGCAAGAGUAUCAAGACGGUACCCGCAACGAUCGAGUGGGUGGAUGUAGCGGGCUUGGCCAAGGGAGCUCAUCGGGGAGAAGGACUGGGGAAUCGAUUCUUGGGGACCUUGCGAGAGUGUCGGGCAUUGUGUCACUUGACCCGAGCCUUUGAAGAUGAGAGUGUGGUGCAUGUGGAUGGAAAAGUGGAUCCCGUGGGGGAUAUAGAAGCGAUUGCUUUGGAAUUACUAUUGGCCGAUCAAGCUCAUGUGGAACGGCGGCUGGAACGGGGAGAUAAGGUACCAGAAGAAGAGAGGACUGUAUUGGAACAAGUGGCCUCUGGACUUGCCCUGGGGAAGCCCGCUAGGAGUCUGCAAUUGACAAAGGAAGAACAAUUGCACAUUCGAGGCAUGGGACUACUAACAUUGAAACCAGUGAUCCAUGCCUUUAAUGUGGACGAGUGCGAUUACUUGUUGGAUCGGGAGGCGACCUUGGAACGGAUCCAAUCAGAAAUUGUUUCCAAGCUGGAAUUUUUUGAUCCAACAACGGACGUUUGGACCAUUGUCAGUGCCAAGGUGGAAUCAGAAAUGGUCAGCAAAUCACCAGAGGAACUUGCGGUAUACUUGGAAUCCUUGGGCGUCGAAGAGGACUUUGAUAGGAAGUUAUUAUCCUACCAUCAAUUGCCUCAAUUGGUGGCACAUGUCUUGGGUCUAAAGUUGAUUUAUACAGGACCAGGAGUGCCACCGGAGCGAUCACAGACGACCAAGGCACAUUUACUGUCGGGGCCUUUGACGGCCGAGGGGUUGGCGGGACGAAUACAUGGGGAAAUUGAAAGUGGAUUCAUCAAGGCAGAGGUCAUAUCGGCCGCCAAUCUACUAGAGCAUGGUACUUACAAUGCUGCCAAGGAUACGGGGAGUAUACGAAUGGAGGGAAGGGAAUACCAAUUGGAAAAUAACGAUGUUGUGUGCAUCAAGUGGAAAUGA
Molecule: messenger RNA, 1134 nt
Organism: Cylindrotheca closterium
Lineage: Eukaryota; Bacillariophyta; Bacillariophyceae; Bacillariales; Bacillariaceae
Source: the annotation of a GenBank genome assembly